Molecule: messenger RNA, 3233 nt
Organism: Sphaeroforma arctica JP610
Lineage: Eukaryota; Ichthyosporea; Ichthyophonida
Product: serine/threonine protein kinase
Exons: 1
Coding region: 232-2694 (820 amino acids)
Biological process (GO): mitotic DNA damage checkpoint signaling; protein phosphorylation
Cellular component (GO): nucleus; cytoplasm
Molecular function (GO): protein serine/threonine kinase activity; ATP binding
Source: RefSeq, a predicted model, not a curated record
GUACCUUGCGUAGACGUUAUUAGGAGGUUUGUGUUGGCGGACACACAACCUGAAGCAGAAUGCGGGUUUCGACUGACAUAUAUGUUUGAGCGCAGGUGUCCUCCACACAUAGAUACACACACACACACAUAUAUAUAUAUAUAUAUAUAUAUAUAAUGUAUGUAUAUACAUAUAUACAUACAUAUAUAUGUAUAUAUACAAAUAUAUCUGAUUUAAAGGUUUUUGAAUAACAUGGAUUGGAUUAACUGGUUACGAACACCUUUAGGGGGUAGGCGACGGGGGAGGUCAUGUGGUCGUCGUGAGCGCAGUGUCUCGGUGGAUAUGACAAACGCACAGAUUAUAUCAACUCCGGUCACACACAAGUAUGGAUUUCAGAAUACACAGAUAGACACACUACACUCAUCACAUAUCUGCUCCGACAACGAAGGGGACGCAUUUUAUGCAGAGAACAGAAGCACAGCCCAUGACGAGAAUAACGAACACCUCUGUGUGUAUAGUGAUGUACAUGUAGAUGAGGAUGGCACUAGUGUGUGUACGAAUAGCCACAGAGAAGUUAGGACUAACCUGCUCACGCAAUCACUGUCCCUAUUUCAGCUCAGCGAUGAGAGCGGUAGGGGUCUUUUUCAGGAGAAGAAUGCACACAACCAGACACAUACGCCUGCAUCUACACUCCCCAGCGAACCCUCUUUCGCACAUCCGGAAGCACAUGGAUGUGUGUCCAAGAAUAUUGUUAACAAUGUUGUGCCUGAUGCACACGCAAACUCAGGUGUACAGGAAAUUGCAGACUAUGUGAGGCUGGACAAAAGUUCGGAACCACUGAGGACGACGUCAGCGAUGCGCAAUGUGUAUAGUGCACCGGAUUUAAACAAGCGCAGGCGAGAUGAAGCGUGCCACUCAGAGACAUGCGACAUGCACACGAUCAAGGCGACGUACGUGAUAGUCAGAGCACUUGCUGCAGGGAGUCGCACGGGAAGGGUGUGCUUGGUCAGACAUCGCGAGAGUGGUGCGUUGGCGGUGUGGAAGGAACAGACGCUGACGGCAAGCGAUAGGAUAUAUGUACACAACGAAGCACAGAUACACAGCCUAUGCGACCACCCGCACAUUGCGCGUGUGAUACAUGUGGCACACACACAGAAUAGUCUCACACUGGUGAUGGAGUACCUGGGAGGGGAGGAGUUGUUUGCUCACAUCAAACCGAGUAUUGGGUUGGAAGAUAAAUCGCAAGUGCGCGAGUAUAUGGUACAGUUAGUAUCGGCGAUAAGCUAUCUGCACGGCAUAGGCAUUGCCCAUAGAGACAUCAAACCCGAGAACAUUGUAUGUACUACUAACGGUAAGAGUGUGAAGCUGGUUGAUUUUGGGAUGUCUGAGUAUGUGCACGUCGAUAGACCUGUAGGGAAGGCCUUGGUGGUGUCUGGUAAUACACUCAACAACAAAUGCACGGGAAGAUGCACAGGCGUGCACACCGACUCGGAGGAGAGCGAACACUCAGUCGGAAACGGCCAGAGAACGGAGACACCAUCUCUAACGAACACUUUGGCCAGAGACGUUGUACCGGCUCAUAGAGCUGUGGGACUUAAUAGCGGGGCUAGCACUGAUAGGAGCACUCAGGGUAUUAGUCAUGCAGAUACAAGGGGGAAUAGCAAUCUGAGCAACGGAGCAGUUACUAGUGACCAUGCCGACAGUUGUCGAGACACGACUACCUCCAGCGAAGCCUGCACCAAUAUGAGUGCGGGGGUGAGAUACCGCCUGAACGUAGGCACCACCAACUUCAUGGCGCCCGAGUUGCUGUACGAUACAGACAGAGAAUUUGGGACUGUUGAUCUUAAAGCGUGUGAUGUGUGGGCCCUGGGUGUGUGCCUGUUCUGUAUGUGCACAGGGAGAUUUCCUUGGUCCGAGGCAACGGACAAGUGUGUGGGUUACAGGUGUUAUUCUGCGAGAGAGCACACUUCUCAGGACCUGUGGCUGCGAAUCCCAGCGCCAGCGAUGGUGAUGUUAUCCCACAUGCUGGCUAUCGACGUAAGCAGGCGAUGGACAAUUAACGAGGUACAAGCCUAUCUGCAGUCGGAGUGGCCACCAGCAAAGCCUAUUAACCACACACAUAGAAGCCGAGCUUCGGGUAAGAAGCCGAAUCCAGUGCAAAAGCUAACGCCUACGGCUGGUGUGAAUAGUACCGCAUCUGCCGGCGAUUUUAUUAAGUGCACAUCACCACGCACACAAAAGGGAUUUGGUAACGAUGGCAAACCACAACCCAUAUCAAAUGGUCGCACGAUCAUAGAUCCGUGUGUACAGCAGAACGACCCUACAUUGUGUUCAGCUACACAAAGAGAUACGACAGCUCUGCGACCUGUCACGCCCACCAUCAUCACCACCUCAUACUGUUCACCACCCACACAAAAACGUAAGAAAAAGAGGUCUUAUCGUACAGAUAAACAGAUAUCUGGUGACACAACCAAGGCUUACAACGACUCACAAAGCACAUGUCUGAGCACCACAGCUAUGUCUAUUUACACACAUGAGAAAAUAAGACCUAGUGUCAAAAUAAGAGGAAGGUCGAAUGCCCGGACUAAGGGUACCAUAGGCGGAGGGAGGGUCUAUUUGGAAGUGCCUGUAGUUUCUUUCGCGUGUCCGGGUGAUGACAGCGGUUUCGAGUCUGAAGAAUACAGCAGACAGGCCAGCGCGAGUAUAAAGGGAUAAAACAUACCUGGACUAUGUGCCAUCGAAAAAGUAAACUACUCACACCGAGUAUCACAACGUACACGUGCUUGGACAUGUAUGAUGAUAGUUUAGGUCUGGACGAUAUAUACUUACUGAAAUGGCCGAUAGCGAGAGUACAGAAACGCGCGAGAACAUAUCCCAGCACCAAUGUGAUUUAUACGGGCAUAUAUGUUCAAGGUAAAGAUAUGUCAUGUAUAGUAUGGGAGAGUAUCUGUACAUACAAGCAUUUAUUCACUCCGUACAAGCAUCUAUUCACUGUUAACUUAACUUUAACUUAACUUUUGCCGAACAAUAAGUAUGCACAUACCAUAAGCGAAUGGCUUAAGAUGUGUAAGUAAAUCUCGGGUGCAUACAUUCAAUGACGUCGGCACGGCACCUUACCGGAAUUGAAUAACCGUUGCAAUGAAAAGACUCUGUGUUGUAUGUUUCUCAGCUAGAUCGCCAUUUUAUAUUGACAUGAAUAUUUAUAUAAAUAUAUAUAAGUAUAUAUAUAUAUAUAUAUACAUGUAUAUGUAUAU